Messenger RNA from Balearica regulorum gibbericeps (East African grey crowned-crane), 1869 nucleotides. Its product is annotated as solute carrier family 23 member 1. The record is from RefSeq and is a predicted model, not a curated record. Gene Ontology annotation, biological process: transmembrane transport. Gene Ontology annotation, cellular component: membrane. Lineage: Eukaryota; Metazoa; Chordata; Aves; Gruiformes; Gruidae. Gene Ontology annotation, molecular function: transmembrane transporter activity.
AUGACCUCAGACAAAGAGCUCAACGGGCUAGAUAACCCCAGCUUCGUGGGUGAAGAUGGGAGCCACUAUUGCUCCUUGCCAGAUCGCACUGCCCUGGGCCCGGAGGAAGGCAGGGGCACAGGCCACAGCAGCAGCAAGCUUGCCUACACCGUCACGGACAUGCCCCCCUUGUACCUGUGCAUCUUCCUGGGCAUUCAGCAUUUCCUGACAGCCAUGGGAGGUCUCGUAGCCAUCCCGCUGAUCCUCUCCAAAGAGCUUUGCCUCCAGCACGACCUCCUCACCCAGAGCCACCUGAUCAGCACCAUCUUCUUUGUCUCAGGGAUUUGCACCCUGCUGCAAGUCCUCUUUGGAGUCAGGUUGCCUAUUAUUCAAGGUGGCACUUUUGCAUUCCUGACCCCAACCCUGGCCAUGCUGUCUCUCCCCAAGUGGAAGUGCCCUGCCUGGACACAGAAUGCUACCCUGGUGAAUGCCUCUUCACCAGAGUUCAUCGAAGUCUGGCAGACACGGAUGCGAGAGGUGCAAGGAGCGAUCAUGGUAGCUUCCUGCUUUCAAAUCCUUGUUGGAUUUUCUGGCCUGAUCGGAUUUCUGAUGAGAUUCAUUGGCCCCCUGACAAUUGCCCCGACCAUCACCUUGGUCGCGCUACCUCUCUUUGACUCAGCUGGGGAUGAUGCUGGGCAGCACUGGGGCAUAGCGUUCGUGACUAUUUCUUUCAUAGUUCUGUUCUCUCAGUACCUGAAAGAUGUCCCUGUGCCACUGCCGUCUUACCAGAGAGGCAAGAAGUGCCACUUCUCCCCGGUCUACCUCUUCCAGAUCUUCCCGGUGCUGCUGGGGCUCUCCCUGAGCUGGCUGCUCUGCUAUGUGCUGACAGUGACCGAUGUCCUCCCUACGGACCCCACCACCUACGGCCACCUGGCCCGGACAGACACCCGUGGGGAUGUUUUGUCCCAGGCUCCCUGGUUUCGUCUGCCUUACCCAGGCCAGUGGGGAGUGCCAACCAUCAGCCUGGCUGGGAUAUUUGGCAUCUUAGCUGGGGUGAUUUCCUCCAUGCUGGAGUCCGUGGGAGAUUAUUACGCCUGUGCCCGCCUGUCUGGGGCACCGCCGCCGCCGAAGCAUGCCAUCAACCGUGGCAUCGGGGUGGAAGGCAUCGGCUGCCUCCUGGCUGGGGCCUGGGGGACGGGGAAUGGCACCACAUCGUACAGCGAGAACGUGGGAGCCCUGGGCAUCACCAAGGUAGGGAGUCGAAUGGUGAUUGUUGCUGGUGCCUGUGCCAUGCUCCUGAGCGGCAUCUUUGGGAAAGUCGGGGCGAUGCUUGCCAGCAUACCCACCCCUGUGAUCGGAGGCAUGUUCCUUGUGAUGUUUGGAGUUAUCACCGCAGUGGGGAUUUCUAAUUUGCAGUACACAGAUAUGAACUCCUCCAGAAACAUCUUUAUCUUUGGAUUUUCUCUGUUUGCUGGCCUCACAGUUCCCAACUGGGCAAGCAAAAAUAGUACACUGGUGGAAACAGGAAUCCUCCAGCUGGACCAGGUGAUCCAGGUGCUUCUCACCACUGGCAUGUUUGUGGGUGGACUCCUGGGUUUUAUCCUUGAUAACACCAUUCCAGGAACGCAGGAGGAGCGGGGGCUCCUGGCGUGGAAGAACAGCCAUAAGGGAGAGGCGGACAAUUUUCAGCUCAUUUCCAAGGUCUAUGAUCUUCCAUUUGGCAUAGGCACCAAACACUGCGCUGUCUCGUGGUUUCGGUAUCUCCCUGCUUGCCCCAAAAGACUACCUGGUGGCAAGAGAAUGGAUGAACUGAAGGCUGCUGGAGAGGAAAGCAGUGUUAAAGCAAGCUCAGAAAGACACUCUGAGAUAGGUGCUGAUACAAGGAUAUAA